This is a messenger RNA of Jaculus jaculus (lesser Egyptian jerboa), 2206 nucleotides long. RefSeq names its product zinc finger CCCH-type containing, antiviral 1 like (gene Zc3hav1l). The transcript is spliced from 4 exons. The coding region runs from base 1 to 912 and encodes 303 amino acids. NCBI's taxonomy places the organism in Eukaryota, Metazoa, Chordata, Mammalia, Rodentia, Dipodidae. The record is from RefSeq and is a predicted model, not a curated record.
AUGGCGGAGCUCACGGUGUGCUCGUUCCUCAGCAAGGUGCUGUGCGCGCACGGCGGCCGCAUGUUCCUGCACGACCUGCGCCGCCACGUGGAGCUGUCGGAGGCGAAGCUGUGGGCGGUGCUGCGGCGGGCCGGGCCCGGGCGCUUCCUGCUGCACGAGGUGGAGAUGCACGAGGGCCCGUGGGACGCCGAGGCCGAGGUGGCGGCGGGCGCGGGCGGCGGCGGCGGCGGCGGCGGCGGCGGAGGAGGAGCCUCGGCCUGGAGGGUGGUGGCCGUGACCUCGGCGCGCCUCUGCGCAGCCUACCAGCGCGGCGAGUGCCAGGCCUGCGACCAGCUGCACUUCUGUCGCCGCCACAUGCAGGGCAAGUGCCCCAACCGCGACUGCUGGUCUACCUGUACCCUUUCCCAUGACAUUCACACACCUGUCAACACCCAAGUCCUGAAAAACCAUGGGCUUUUUGGCCUCAAUGAAGCCCAGCUUCGGAUCCUGCUUUUGCAGAAUGACCCCUGCCUUUUACCAGAGGUCUGUUUGCUGUACAACAGAGGAGGUGAUCCCCUCUACGGUUACUGCAACAUGAAAGAGGCAUGCACCAAGUUCCAUGUGUGCAAGUCCUUUGUCAGGGGAGAGUGUGUACUUCAGACCUGCAAGCGGUCCCACCAGCUCAUUCAUGCUGCAAACCUGAAGCUGCUGGAAGACCAGGAACUGAGCGUCACAAGUGUCGUGAACUUCCAGAUCAUCUCUGCCUACAAGCAUAUGAAGCUGCACUCGGUGGAGCUUGAAAACAAAGACAACUCUACUUCUACUGAGCGUUCACAGGGCCUUGACAAACAAGGAGCUGGGGCUGCCCAAGCCAGGCCUCUGGUCCCUGCCCCUGCCCACUCGACCAGGAAACCAUGCCCAGGGAAACCUUAAAGGGCACCAGAGAAGUAAGAAGCCUGUUCAUCAUCUUGGACGAUCUGAAAGCCAGACCUCGGCUGCACUAUGGUUUGAGUCAGCUAAUAACACUCAUCACAGUGACGCCUACCUCGCAGCUGAUUGUAAGGACUGAAGAUGGAAAAGAAGAAAACGUCGGAUCAGAAGGACCAAGUUGGAGCCGCGGAGCAGGCAGGGUCAAGGUGGUCAGUUUCGAGCCGAUUCUCCAGACACGACUUCUGCCUGCGGCUGCUGAGCGCCUUCCCCAAGCCGGGAGUUGGAGCUUCAAGGGCGUUUUCUGCUCCAGUAUGUCUGAGUCCAGCCAGUGUUGCUCCGUAUCCAUCCAGCAGGGCUUGUGUCGUCCUCACAGAGUAUGUACGCUUUGUUUCUGUGGUUUAUUGACACCUCUCCAUUUCUGUUCACAUACAGCAUGCGUGACGUCUCUGCAAAGGUCCAUCAGUAUGUCAUAGUUUAACUACCUCCCUUACUCUAGAAUAUUUCAGUUCAGCAAUCUUUAAAUAUCCCUUUUUUUCACAUUUGUAAGUUACAUUAUUAGUUGUAGUGCCUUGCUUUCAGCUCAAGAUAAAUAUCCCUUUUCUUCUAUAUAAACUCUGAGCAGUAUUGAGUAUAAAAAGCCAUUGUUCUGCUUAUAGGUGCUAAACAAAUAAUGUUUUUUGAUAUACCUUUCAACCUUCUGGGUGAAGAAUUUUCUGUGUCCUUGUUUUUAUAUAUCCAGACUCGUCCUUUGUUUCUGUGGCCCUCCUCUGCUGGUGUGGGGUGGCCUUUAAUGAGGCGCCUUUAUUUUCAUAGAAUAAUGCCAACCAUAUUGUCCUCAUAAGGUUCAGGUUUCAUGGGUCCGUCCUCAGACAACACCGCAGAGAGUUCUACCUCACCCUGUCUGCUUUCUGCCUUUUCAUGAGCCUAUCAAAACUGCUGCAGCUCGAGGGGUGCCUAGCUCGUCCCUUCCUCUAGACUGAAUCCGCUCUCUCUGUGAGUGGGGUAGGCCCUCAGAAAUCUAUAUACCUUGCCCACUCCAUACAAACCUCCCUUUUCUCUUCUCCUUUUGCACCCAUCCCCAGCUGUCUUCAGUGAGUUACGUGUAAAUGCUUUCUUUUUUGUUUUCAUCAAGGUGCAUCACAAAGAGGCAGUCAUAGGAAAUCCUUUGUGCGUUUGGAUAGAAUUUUUUUUUUAAUUUACUUGUCCUGCAAUAACAUGAUGUUUGAGAAAGAGGAUAUAUUGUGUGUUUUCAUAAAGCUACAUUUUUUGGGGGGGGGCUUGUUUGUUUCUUUUUUUU